Messenger RNA from Fraxinus pennsylvanica, 2754 nucleotides. The record is from the annotation of a GenBank genome assembly. Lineage: Eukaryota; Viridiplantae; Streptophyta; Magnoliopsida; Lamiales; Oleaceae.
AUGGGGAAUGGGGAAAAUGAGGGUAGUGCUGGUGAUCAGCAGAAUAUUCAGAAUGAGGUAAUAAGUGGUGAGCCUCCCAAGUCACCCUGGAAGACUUCUGCGGGAAUUGCGGAUGGUGCUUCUCCUCAGGUGAUGGAGCCUGAUUCGGAGUCUUGGCCUGCACUGUCCGAUGCGCAGCAGCGGUUUAAGAACAACGUUAAUGCCGAUUCCAACUCUGCCAAGUUGGUGUUGCCGCAGCCUCAGCAAGAAGCCAAUGGUGGUGGUGCUCCUCCACCUUCUGUGCCGGCUACAGUUGAGCAGCAGAAGUUGCAUGGACGUGGUAAUUUUAAGUCACCUCGUAAGCCUUCCAAUAUGCAUCAUCACAGAACAGGUCCUAAGCACGGUCCAAAUGUUGUGCCUCCAUUUCCCGUACCAUCACCCUAUCAUCAACCAACUAUCACACCAGUUUUUCACGCUAUGGUUCCAAUGCCACACAUUUCUGACCCUGGAUAUGCACGUCAAUUUCACCCUGGACCAUUUCCAAUACCUGAAACUCAAUUGGUAAAAUCCAAUAGCAACACUCGAGUACAAGGCUUUGCUCCACCAGUAAAUGGGGGCUUUAAGCCUUCAUCACGCUCUGACGCCAAGGACCAUGAUGCCAAAUCUGGUGGAAGAAGACCUAUUGCACAGGAGCAAGGUGGUCAAUUGAAUCCUUCUUGGCCUAGUCAGCGACCAGUUGUUUAUAACAACAACUUUCAUCCACAACAAACCUUGGGACCUAGGCCUUUUAUAAAGCCUCCACUUUCUGAUCAAGCAGGCUUCAUUGAUGGACCAUACUUCCCAGGUCCUCCAGGAGCUCUAUAUUAUUUUCCUGCUGCUCCUCCAGGCCCUGUUAGAGUGCCUUACCCACCAUUUGUUGUUCAAUAUCCUUUCAACCCAGGAGUUCUCAUGCCAUCCUCACCAAUGAUCAACUUGAAAGCUGACAUCGUAAAGCAAAUUGAAUAUUAUUUCAGUGAUGAGAAUCUGCAGAAUGAUCACUACUUAAUUUCCUUGAUGGAUGACCAAGGUUGGGUUCCGGUUUCAAUUAUUGCCGACUUCAAAAGGGUUAAAAGAAUGAGCACAAAUAUACCAUUUAUUCUGGAUGCACUGCAAGCUUCAAGUACGGUUGAAGUGCAGGGUGAGAGGCUGAGGAGACGUGAUGAGUGGUCAAAGUGGAUUCCAUCUUCUGUUACUGAUAAAUCUACUUCUCUAGUUCCAAAUGUUCUGAAGAAUGAUGAGCUUAAUGAUAAUAAAAAGGACAGCUCUGAAAGAACAAAUAUUUUUUCUUCUCCAACUGGAAGCUCUGUGGAUCACCUACCAUCAGGUGAAGAUUCUCAAAAGGAGUCAGUUAAUGAUAAAGAACAAAACAAAGAUAAGGUUGUAUUUGUUGGUAAAACCCAAGCAUCUGCUUUAGGAGAUUGUAAUUCAAGCGUGGGAAAGGACUUUGAGGCAAAUAAUGAACAUAAUGGCCUUGACCUUAAUAAAAGUUCAAGUUUCCCAGCCACUUCACAAGGAGCUGAUUAUGUUAAGUCUAGCAUUAUUGAAGGCUCUGAAAAUAUAAAGACACUAUUGCCUACAAAUCUUGCUGCGCAGAAUCUGGAUGACUUAUCUAAUGAUUUUGCAAGCACAUUCAUGCUUGACGAAGAGCUAGAACUGGAGCAGAAAAUAUUAUUGAAGGAUCAUCCUUCUACUGUAGGCAGAGUCGAUGAUGAAGAUGAUGAGAUCAUUGUCAACGAUCAAGCUGUGGAGAGGCUAGUAAUUGUUACCCAGGCAAGUUCAAGAGCUGCAUGGACCACAGAGCUGAAGUCAAAACGAUCUCAUCGUAGAAGUAAUAAGCCCAAUAAUGAAAGCAGGAACGAGAUUUCCAAAUGUUUAGUUGCCAGUGCUGCUGUAUCAAAUUCAAGGAAUCCUGAACAUUCUUCUUGUGGCCAUGAGGAGCCUGGAAAUUUGAAUUCUAGAAGGAAGCAAAACAAAGUCAGUUCCAAGCAUCAAUAUAUUCAAAAGCAGCGCCUAUUCUCUGGAAACGUUAAAGGUCAUGGAAGCGUCAGAAACUCUCUUGGCAUGACAACUGAAAGUCCACCUAGAGAUUUAGUGGGUUUUUUCUUUGGUUCUACUCCUCCAGAUAGUCACGGGCUGAGGCCUUCAAAGUUGAGUGCUUCACCUCACAGCAAUCUUUCUGGAAGUAGUCCGCCUGUUGGUUCGAUGCCAAAACCAUUUCCACCAUUUCAGCAUCCAAGUCAUAAGCUUCUAGAGGAAAAUGGCUUCAAACAGCAGCUGUAUAAGAAGUAUCACAAGAGGUGCCUUAGUGAACGAAAAAGGUUGGGCGUUGGUUGCAGUGAGGAGAUGAAUACACUGUACCGAUUUUGGUCUUAUUUCUUAAGGAACAUGUUUAUUCCUUCCAUGUAUAACGAUUUUCGGAAGUUUGCUCUAGAAGAUGCUGCUGCUAAUUAUAAUUAUGGGAUAGAGUGUCUAUUCAGGUUUUAUAGUUAUGGUUUGGAGAAGGUAUUCAAAGAGGAUCUGUAUGAGGACUUUGAACAGCUGGCACUUGACUUCUACAAUAAAGGGAACAUUUAUGGCCUCGAAAAGUACUGGGCAUUUCACCAUUACAGGGAGGCACGUGACCAUAAAGAACCAUUAAAGAAACGUCCAGAAUUGGAUAGACUGCUCAGAGAAGAAUAUCGUAAUUUGAACGACUUCAAAGUUAAAACAUCCGCUACAAAAGAAGAUAUUCACUAG